Cuscuta europaea is the source of this 1214-nucleotide messenger RNA. The record is from the annotation of a GenBank genome assembly. Lineage: Eukaryota; Viridiplantae; Streptophyta; Magnoliopsida; Solanales; Convolvulaceae.
CUGAAAAGUUAGAAGUGACCAUUGGUCUCUCCGCCAUCAAUCUGUAUUCAUUUAGACCGCACCUCUCUUUCUUCUUCUACAAACACAAAUCUGAGAGAGUUAUCAGCAAUGGCUUCCACCGCUCUCUCCCAAUCCCUCUCGUCCACCCUAAAUGCUCAAUGUGCAAUCUCCCACAAGAGCAGCAUUGGGAGUACUCCUUCGCUCUCACUAAACCGCUCACUGCCAUUAAAAUCACACCCCUUUUCGAUACGGUUCAAUACAAACCGGAUUAGUUUCAUCUCCAAAUGUGCUCCCACCGACAAUGAACCGGCGGCCGCCAAGUCUGAAACCCCUAUUGAAUUGAGGUACCCAUCAUUCCCGACUGUGGUGGAUAUCAAUCAGAUUAUGGAUAUUUUGCCUCACCGCUAUCCCUUUUUGCUGGUGGAUAGAGUGAUUGAGUACAACCCGGGAGUUUCUGCCGUGGCUAUAAAGAAUGUUACUAUUAACGACCAGUUCUUCAACGGCCAUUUCCCGGGGAGGCCAAUCAUGCCCGGUGUUCUCAUGAUUGAGGCAAUGGCCCAAGUAGGUGGGGUGGUGAUGCUCCAACCUGAAGUAGGAGGGUCCAGAAGCAAUUUCUUUUUUGCGGGGAUUGACAAAGUGAGAUUCCGGAAGCCAGUGGUUGCCGGGGAUACAUUGGUGAUGAGAAUGACGCUUACCAAGCUGCAGAAACGUUUUGGUAUUGCAAAGAUGGAAGGGAAAGCGUACGUGGGCGGUGACGUGGUCUGCGAGGGUGAGUUUUUGAUGGCCACCGGUGGCAGCGAGUAGAGGGUGUCAGUAUCUAAUAGAGGGUGGUGAUUGUAUGAACAUUAUUCAGUAUGCUUGAGUUUAAAAAAAAAAGGAUUGUACCAUGCACAACUUGCUGGAUAACUUGUUGAGAAUUACAUUGAAUUAUAAUAACAAUUAUAUGGAGAAGGUGUGAGGUCGCUACACGGUAUUCAGAGGGGCUUCUUGGUGAGCAAAGUCGUCCCUAACGUACUUGCCAUGAAUUGUAGUGAACUACUACCGAGUUUGCUCACAGAAGUCCCUCUAAAUUGAGUUGCUCUUUUGAGUUAGGCUUACAGGCACUUGGCUAAUAGGCAAUCUGUUGUCCAGUUGAGAUAUCAAUUAUGCUUUUCAUUACAUCCUCUCAGGUAAAGUGAAGUAUUUAUUGUUAGAACAUAGAGGCAUAGAGCUAC